Messenger RNA from Vanessa tameamea, 3282 nucleotides. RefSeq lists its product as uncharacterized. Lineage: Eukaryota; Metazoa; Arthropoda; Insecta; Lepidoptera; Nymphalidae. The record is from RefSeq and is a predicted model, not a curated record. The coding region runs from base 426 to 2663 and encodes 745 amino acids. The transcript has 8 exons.
UUUUUAUCUGUGAUUGCGUGUUGCGUCCUUCGCGAGAAGGGAUUAUUUUUUUAAUAUAUAUUUAAUAAAAGCUAGAAACAAAACCACGCCAUAUUUUAAAUCAAUGUUUCAUGGACCGUGCAGUUAACAUUGCAAUAAAUAUAAUUUCUACACUUUUACUAUAUCGGUUAUUUUGACGCAUAGUUUCAUGGCUUCAAAUGCUGUUGCAUAGUGAAGUCUCCCAAUAUGGGAAAUAAAUUUCAAAUAUUUUAAUUGUUCACUUUGUGCGUUGUUCUGAUAUUGCCUUAAUAAGUAAGCAUCGAGGUCGUGCUAAAAGCGGUGUGAUUUGAAGUGUAAUAAUGGUUAUGUGGACUAUUUUAAAGUCAUUGAACCUAAGUGCGGCGUGCUGACAUUGUGUCUUGUGCAUCGAAAGCAUGUAAAUAAACAUGAACGAUAUAGGCAUUAAAAUAGUGGAAUCUCCGAAAGACCGGUUGCUGGGAGCCGAAGUGUCCCCUGCGCCGGAGUUAGGAAACGAAAAUGAAGUCGAUCCCUUGUCGAUUGAUGAUGAUGUUGCUGUAAAGAAUCCGAUUGUGGUUUCUGAUGAUAAAUCAGUGAGAGACGAAAUUCAGGAGAGCUGUGAUGAUAAUGCCAAAGAAGAGCCAAUAAGUGAGCCACAGAUUAACGAUAGUAAUAAAUUACAAGUGUCUGAGACAGUUAAAGAGAACAUUAAGGAGGAAAGUGUGAUAGAAGCCGUACCAGAAGAGAAUGCAGAACCAAUUGAGGUAAACAUUGACGCACCCAAGCAGGAAGGCAAUGUUGGAGACUGUAAUGAAGGACUGGACCAUCCUGUAAGUGUAGCUUUGGAAAAUAAAGAGCCUGAACCUGUACCCGUCACAGUGAGGGACAGUCUUAAGGAAGUGAUAGAAGUUGAGAAUACUACUGAUGUGGAGAUGACAGAUGUUCAGCUGGUUGAGAAACUUGAAACAGAACCUAAGCCCAAUAUACAGGCUGUUAAUGGUGAUAUAACAAAGGAGGAACAAUCACACAAAAGACGAGCCAGUGAAGAUGUAGACACUGAAUCUCCUUUGAAAAAACUUUGUGCUGAAGUAGAAAAAACAUUUCCGCAACAUGACAUAAUGAUAAAUGAUUACAUACACACCGCCACAAAGAACAACAUAGAUGAAAUACAGAGGCACACAGAACAAUUACUAUCUGAAAUACAGACAUUACGAGAACUGGCCCAGAAAAAGGAACAUGAAUGGAACAACAUAUUACAUUUGAAAAAAGUCAAAGAAGAAAUAUUACUAAGGCUUCUUAGGCGAAAACAAGUUCUCUCGUUCGAGAAGAGUGCUGAUGUGAAUGGUGCUGAGAGAACUGAUCCUUUCGAUUAUCUAAACCAAGCUAAGAACUUGGCUAUUGACAAGAGUGAUGAGAUAUCUGGAUUAGCAAUCAAGCAGCCGGGGUCAGCUAUGAUCAACACUAUCAUCCAGCCACCAGUCUUACCUGUUACCUCACACUUUAAUCCUAUGUCAGGAUUACCGCCACCAUACGAUAAAGCAGCUCACAUGCAAUCAAUGCCAAAGCCUGUAUUCCCACAGGCGAUGAUGAUGCCAGGACCAAUGCCAGGAUUUCCCAGAGACAUGAAUGGGCAACUGCCGGCGUUUGGUAUGCCAAUGGGUCGUCAAGGACCAACGAAAGAUGUCAAAUCUAUAAUAGCUGAUUAUAGACAAAGAAACCCUGAAAUAACUCCUCGGAGAGGGAGAAGAAUGAAGUCUAUAGUAAAUCCCAAUAUGAUGAACACUCCGAGGCCGAUUGCACCUAAAGUUGACAAUAUGAAUAAUUUAAGUAACCUCAACAUGUUAUUCAACAAUUUAGAUAUGAACCAAAAAGCAAUGCUGGAACGGCUGCAACAAAUCCAAGCAGGAAGUCUUCCAAACGGUUUAUCAUUCAAAGAUGUGCUCGUGCAGUUAGCGAACAUGCAACAAAACAAUCUAAUGCCCACCAGGCCCGUCGAAACCAUGACCAACCGACCAGAACAUCAUAUCAGACCAGAGAGUAGGAGGCGACAAGAGAGAAACGAAGAAGCCCAUAUGAUGGCCAAGCAAGCGGAGCGGAUGGCGGCCUCGAGUCCAAGACUGCCACCACCACCUCCAUAUCCAGAAAUCUCACUGCUACCAGUUACGACCAGUCAGGAAACGGCACAAUCACAGCAGAACUCCUUACUACAUGGGAUUUUGACUAAGCAGGCGCCCCCCGCCUCUCAGAGUUACUCGCCGACGUUGGCUAAACUGCUUACGUCGCCGGAACGGAAACAGAGCGCUCCGCCGUUGCCAACUUUCGGUCAGGCCAAGAACUGUGGCGAGAUCACCAUCACCCCGGUGCAGCCCGCGCAGCCGGAACCCGCCGCGGAGAAAACGGAAGUGGUGCAGCUGGAGGAGGAAGAGAGCGGCGCGUCGGAGGAGUCGGGCGCGUCGGGAGCGUCGGGCGCGUCGGGCGCGUCGGGCUCGGGCUCGGGCUCGGGCCGGCUGGUCAUCGACGAGGGCGCGGACGACGCGCCCACGUGCCAGGGCUGCCGCGCGCGCCUGGCGCAGUUCGUGUGCGCCGGCUGCGCCAACCAGUGGUACUGCUCGCGCGACUGCCAGGUGGCGGCGUGGGACGAACAUUCGGAGAUGUGUUCCGGUUGAAAUAAUCUAACUAGCAAGUUCUUAUAAAGAAAUUACCAGAGUCGCGACACGAGCCGCAUUGCAUUGCCUUACGAUAUAUUUUAAAGCGGUUUUGGUGAAUCUCUAUAUUGUUUAUCGUUAUUGGUGAGGUUGUUUUUGUAAUCUGUCGAAGUACCCAUCUAUCUUAAUAUUAAUUUCUGUAAAAAUAUAUUUUGUAUUAGUACGUUAUGAUCGACGUAAGACCAUGUUUUGGUCGUUUAUGAAAGUGGGCGUUCAAGUAUUAAGUACGCAGUUUUUUAAGUACACUCCGGACAUCCUUACAUUUACAUGCGAAUGCAAAAAAAAGGACAAAACCCACCGCAAUUGAAGAAGCGUAAGUGUUUAAGACUUAUGUUCAAUUCAAAGAUAAGUUUAUUUACAAUAAUUGCGUACAUCACUUCUUAAAUAUAUGUAUGUAAUCACGGACUACAGCAGUACAUGCAUCGACAAUCUCUGCCACAUAUAACGCGUGCGUGGUUUAUCACUUGGGUCAAGCUACGAUGACCCUAUUCCAUCUCUAUCGUUUGGUGGCAGAAGCUAUCUGUACGAAAGAGAUAAAACAUAAACAUGUAGCGACACACACAUGUAUAUAUGUGAACAA